AAAGAAUAGAAGAGAGAAAAGAAUAGAAGAGAGGGGUCUGAGGAGUGAGGAGAAAAGAAACAUCAAACAUGUUACUAUGAAUAUAUCAUCAUCAUCAUCUUCUUCUUCUUCUUAAUUUCAAAGAAACUUCCAGCCUGCUUUCUGAUUUCAAGAGAGAAAGAAAAAGUUCUUUGUUUUCUCUGUUUACAUAAAAAUCCAAUCUUUUAUUGGGAUUUGCCUGCUUCAACACAAACCUCUCUCACUGCCCUUUUCUCUUAUUCCCAGAUUGGAAAUCUUCUGAAGUAUUCUCCACAGAUCUCUUGGUAUAUACAUAUAUAGAUAGAUACAUAGAAGGGGGGAGGGGGGGUUUUGAGGAGUGGGUAUGGAUAAUUUACAGUGGGGGAAUAGGAAAAGGCUAAGAUGCAUGAAGGUAAAGGAGUCUGGUUCUAAUGGGAAAUCAGAUGGGGGUUUGGUGAAGAGGAAAAUCACAUCUGGAGUUGAUAAUAACAAAGAGACUCGUACCCCUCCAGCCAUUGCUUCUCCUCUUCGUUCCCACAGGGAAUUGGCCACGACAACCAGAUCUAGUGCACACGAGAGUAGAAAGGCGACAACUUCUUCUCCGGAGAAAGAGGAUCGGUAUUACACGACGAGAGGGUCGGUAGGAUUGGACGAUCACAGCAAGUUGCUCGCGAAUUCGAAGGAGGAGAAGAAAAAGUUCGUUUGGCCUAAACUACUCGUCACGUUAUCUAGUAAAGAAAAGGAGGAAGAUUUUCUGGCCAUGAAAGGCACCAAACUUCCUCAGAGGCCUAAGAAGAGGGCCAAGCUGAUUCAGCGAACCAUUCUCUUGGUCAGUCCAGGUACAUGGUUGUCCGAUCUGUGCCAGGAGAGGUACGAGGUCAGGGAAAAGAAGACUUCCAAGAAGAAACCGAGAGGGUUGAAGGCCAUGGGAAGCAUGGAGAGUGAUUCAGAAUAGGAUAUGGAAGAAGGCUAGUGGGGAUUGAUUUUUGAGAUGUAAUUUUGCCAUUUUGGUGGCUUGUAGAAGUGGCAAAGUAAUAGAAGAAAGUUUUGAAUGGGUCUUCGUAUUGAUGGGGUCUUGAGCAUUUUUCUUUGUGAAAUUUGAUACAUGUUCAAUUGUAUGACACCAGUCCAAGGAUGUUUCUUCCCUACUUUAAUGCCAAUGUUUGGUUUCUGGUUUACCUUAA
This is a messenger RNA of Ipomoea nil (Japanese morning glory), 1181 nucleotides long. RefSeq lists its product as uncharacterized. The transcript is spliced from 6 exons. The coding region runs from base 362 to 952 and encodes 196 amino acids. The record is from RefSeq and is a predicted model, not a curated record. Lineage: Eukaryota; Viridiplantae; Streptophyta; Magnoliopsida; Solanales; Convolvulaceae.